UGUUUUCUCUGCUGACCAACCUCCACCGCCAUUGCAGGUCCAGGGAGUCGGUGUAGUGACAGUCGUUAGCCGGGGAAGACCGCAAGUAAACAGUUAAGGGAAGGAAUAAAAAACAAAUAAAGUACAGUCACACCGACAGCGCGUUUUAAAUAAGGCGUAGAAUUCGCUUACAAUUGGACUUUAGACUAGAGACUUCCUGGCUGUCCGGCUAGGAUCUGAGAGAAGCAGCCGUAGUUUGUUAGCAUUAGACGAGACCGGAGGAGAGUGAGAGAGGAACCGCCAUGGCUCAGAUCCUGCCUAUUCGCUUUCAGGAGCACCUGCAGCUCCAAAACUUAGGGAUCAAUCCGGCCAAUAUAGGCUUCAGCACCCUAACCAUGGAGUCUGAUAAGUUCAUCUGUGUGCGUGAGAAGGUGGGUGAGCAGACUCAGGUGGUGAUCAUCGACUUGGCCGACCCCAACACACCUAUCCGCAGGCCCAUCUCAGCUGACAGCGCCAUCAUGAAUCCAGCCAGCAAGGUCAUUGCACUUAAAGACGCUGCCAAAACUCUUCAGAUCUUUAACAUUGAGAUGAAGAGCAAGAUGAAGGCGCACACCAUGACCGACGAUGUUACCUUUUGGAAGUGGAUCUCUCUUAACACAGUUGCACUUGUGACUGACAAUGCCGUCUACCAUUGGAGCAUGGAGGGUGACUCACAGCCCGUGAAAGUCUUUGACCGGCACUCUAGCCUGGCAGGCUGCCAGAUCAUCAACUACCGCACUGAUGCCAAGCAGAAGUGGCUCCUGCUCAUCGGCAUCUCAGCUCAGCAAAAUCGAGUGGUGGGAGCCAUGCAGCUGUACUCUGUUGAGAGAAAAGUUUCUCAGCCCAUUGAAGGCCAUGCUGCCAGCUUCGCCCAGUUUAAGAUAGAAGGGAAUGCAGAAGAGUCAACUCUGUUCUGCUUUGCUGUCAGAGGCCAGGCUGGAGGGAAGUUGCACAUCAUUGAAGUGGGAACCCCACCAACUGGUAACCAGCCAUUUCCUAAGAAAGCAGUGGAUGUCUUCUUCCCUCCAGAAGCCCAGAAUGACUUCCCUGUAGCCAUGCAGAUAAGCUCAAAGCACAAUGUGGUUUUCCUGAUUACCAAAUAUGGCUACAUCCAUCUCUAUGACUUGGAGACUGGCACCUGCAUCUACAUGAACCGCAUCAGUGGAGAGACCAUCUUUGUCACCGCUCCACAUGAGGCCACCUCAGGCAUCAUUGGGGUCAACAGGAAGGGGCAGGUUCUGUCUGUCUGUGUGGAAGAGGAAAACAUCAUUCCCUACAUCACCAACGUGCUGCAGAAUCCAGAUCUGGCUCUCCGCUUAGCUGUCCGCAACAACCUCACGGGAGCCGAAGAGCUGUUUGCACGCAAGUUCAACAACCUGUUUGCUGCUGGCAACUACUCCGAGGCCGCCAAGGUUGCUGCUAAUGCACCAAAGGGCAUCCUGCGCACUCCAGAUACCAUCCGUCGUUUCCAGAGUGUUCCCACUCAGCCUGGCCAAACCUCCCCCUUGCUGCAGUACUUUGGUAUCCUGUUAGACCAGGGUCAGCUCAAUAAGUUUGAGUCCCUGGAGCUUUGCAGGCCUGUCCUCCAGCAGGGGCGAAAGCAGCUUUUGGAAAAGUGGUUGAAGGAAGACAAGUUGGAGUGUUCUGAAGAACUGGGUGACUUGGUGAAGGCGGUGGAUCCUACCUUGGCUCUCAGUGUGUACCUGAGGGCCAACGUUCCCAACAAGGUCAUUCAGUGCUUUGCAGAGACUGGUCAGUUUCCUAAGAUUGUCCUGUACGCCAAAAAGGUCGGCUACACACCAGACUGGAUCUUUCUGCUCAGGAAUGUGAUGCGGAUCAAUCCAGAACAGGGCCUGCAGUUCGCACAGAUGCUAGUCCAAGAUGAAGAGCCACUGGCUGACAUUACACAGAUUGUGGAUGUGUUUAUGGAGUACAACCUGAUUCAGCAGUGCACAUCAUUCCUUCUGGAUGCCCUGAAAAACAACAGACCCUCAGAAGGACCUCUCCAGACUCGCCUGCUGGAGAUGAACCUCAUGCAUGCACCACAGGUUGCUGAUGCAAUCCUGGGCAACCAGAUGUUCACCAACUAUGAUCGUGCCCACAUUGCCCAGCUGUGUGAGAAAGCUGGACUCCUGCAAAGAGCACUCGAGCACUACACUGACCUGUAUGACAUCAAGCGUGCUGUGGUGCACACACACCUGCUCAACCCAGAGUGGUUGGUGAACUACUUUGGCUCAUUGUCAGUGGAAGAUUCUCUGGAGUGCCUCAGGGCCAUGCUCUCAGCUAACAUCCGCCAGAACCUGCAGAUCUGCGUCCAGGUGGCGUCCAAGUACCAUGAACAGCUCACCACACAGGCUCUCACUGAACUCUUUGAGUCCUUCAAGAGCUUUGAAGGUUUGUUCUAUUUCCUGGGCUCUAUUGUAAACUUCAGUCAGGAUCCUGAAGUUCACUUCAAAUACAUCCAAGCUGCCUGCAAGACGGGCCAGAUCAAAGAGGUGGAAAGGAUCUGCAGAGAGAGCAACUGCUACGAUCCUGAGCGUGUCAAGAACUUCCUCAAGGAAGCCAAACUAACUGACCAGCUCCCACUCAUCAUCGUCUGUGACCGUUUCGACUUUGUCCACGACCUGGUCCUCUACCUGUACCGCAACAACCUGCAGAAAUACAUUGAGAUCUAUGUUCAGAAGGUAAAUCCGAGCCGUCUGCCUGUGGUGGUUGGUGGCCUCUUAGAUGUGGACUGCUCUGAGGAUGUCAUCAAGAGUCUGAUCCUGGUUGUCAGAGGACAGUUUUCCACGGAUGAACUGGUCGCUGAGGUGGAAAAGAGGAACAGGCUGAAGCUGCUCCUGCCCUGGCUCGAGUCUCGUAUCCAUGAAGGCUGUGAAGAGCCAGCAACCCACAAUGCUCUGGCCAAGAUCUACAUUGACAGCAACAACAACCCUGAACGCUUCCUGAGGGAAAACCCUUACUAUGACAGCCGUGUGGUGGGAAAGUACUGUGAGAAGAGAGACCCCCAUUUGGCAUGUGUAGCUUAUGAGAGAGGACAGUGUGACCAGGAGCUGAUCAAUGUCUGCAAUGAGAACUCCCUCUUCAAAAGCUUGUCUCGCUACCUUGUACGACGCAGAGACCCUGACCUGUGGGCCAGCGUACUGCUGGAGACCAAUCCCUACAGGCGACCACUUAUUGAUCAGGUGGUGCAGACAGCACUGUCAGAAACCCAGGACCCAGAGGAGGUUUCGGUCACAGUCAAGGCUUUCAUGACUGCUGACUUGCCCAACGAGCUCAUUGAGCUGCUGGAGAAGAUUGUGUUGGAUAACUCAGUCUUCAGUGAACACAGAAAUCUGCAGAACCUGUUGAUCUUGACGGCCAUCAAGGCUGACCGUACUCGAGUGAUGGAAUAUAUCAGCAGGCUAGAUAACUAUGAUGCCCCUGACAUCGCAAACAUUGCCAUCAGUAAUGAGCUCUUUGAGGAGGCCUUUGCCAUCUUUAAAAAGUUUGAUGUCAACACCUCUGCUGUGCAGGUGCUGAUCGAGCAUAUUGGCAACUUGGACCGAGCCUAUGAGUUUGCAGAGCGCUGCAAUGAGCCCGCUGUGUGGAGCCAGCUGGCCAAGGCUCAGCUGCAGAAGGGCCUUGUUAAGGAAGCCAUUGAUUCCUACAUCAAGGCUGACGACCCCUCUGCAUACAUGGAGGUGGUACAGGCUGCUGAUACGAGUGGUAACUGGGAGGACUUGGUCAAAUUCCUGCAGAUGGCUCGUAAGAAGGCCCGCGAAUCCUACGUAGAGACCGAGCUGAUCUUUGCUUUGGCCAAAACCAACCGCCUUGCUGAACUUGAGGAGUUCAUCAAUGGGCCCAAUAAUGCUCACAUCCAACAGGUUGGUGACCGCUGCUAUGAUGAGAAAAUGUAUGAGGCCGCUAAACUGUUGUACAACAACGUUUCCAACUUUGGUCGUCUGGCUUCAACCCUGGUGCACCUCGGAGAGUACCAGGCUGCUGUGGACGGCGCCCGUAAGGCCAACAGCACCCGCACCUGGAAAGAGGUGUGCUUCGCCUGUGUGGAUGGACAGGAGUUCAGACUGGCGCAGAUGUGUGGUCUCCAUAUCGUAGUGCACGCCGAUGAGCUGGAGGAGCUGAUUAACUACUACCAAGACCGUGGUUACUUUGAGGAGUUGAUUACCAUGCUGGAGGCCGCCCUGGGCCUGGAGCGUGCUCACAUGGGGAUGUUCACAGAGCUGGCCAUUCUCUAUUCCAAGUUCAAGCCCCAGAAGAUGAGGGAGCAUCUGGAGCUCUUCUGGUCAAGAGUUAACAUCCCAAAGGUCCUGAGAGCAGCAGAGCAGGCUCACCUGUGGGCCGAACUUGUCUUCCUGUAUGACAAAUACGAGGAGUACGACAACGCCAUCAUCACCAUGAUGAACCACCCGACAGAUGCCUGGAAGGAGGGCCAGUUCAAAGACAUCAUCACCAAGGUGGCCAACGUGGAGCUGUAUUACAAAGCCAUCCAGUUCUAUCUGGAGUUCAAACCAUUGUUACUGAACGAUUUGCUUAUAGUGCUUUCCCCCAGACUGGACCACUCACGCGCCGUCAACUUCUUCACCAAGGUGAAACAGCUGCCUCUGGUCAAACCGUACCUACGGUCAGUACAGAACCACAACAACAAAUCGGUCAACGAAGCACUUAACAACCUCUUCAUCACAGAGGAGGACUAUCAGGCACUGAGAACAUCAAUAGAUGCCUACGAUAACUUUGACAACAUCUCACUGGCCCAGCGCUUGGAGAAGCACGAGCUGAUUGAGUUCAGGAGAAUCGCUGCCUACCUGUUUAAGGGCAACAACCGCUGGAAACAGAGCGUAGAGCUCUGCAAGAAGGACAAGCUUUAUAAGGAUGCCAUGCAGUAUGCUUCAGAAUCCAAAGACACAGAGCUGGCAGAGGAGCUGCUGUCCUGGUUCCUGCAGGAGAACAAGAAGGAGUGUUUUGCCGCCUGCCUGUUCACUUGCUACGAUCUGCUACGACCUGAUGUGGUGCUGGAGACCUCCUGGAGGCACAACAUCAUGGACUUUUCUAUGCCGUACUUCAUUCAGGUCAUGAGGGAGUACCUCAGCAAGGUAGAUAAACUUGAAACCUCAGAGUCUGUAAGGAAAGAGGAGGAGCAGGCAACAGAGACGCAACCCAUCGUCUACGGAACACCCCAGCUGAUGCUGACAGCAGGCCCAAGCGUCCCUGUGGCCCCUCAGCAAGCGUAUGGCUACGGCUACCAGGCGCCCGCAGGAUACGGUCAACCAGCAGCUCAGCCAGGCUUCGGCUAUGGCAUGUAAAGACCCCAGCUCCUUAUCUCCACUUACAGGGUGGAGCUUCCAUCCAUCCAUCCCCCACAGUCCUUCACCACACCAUUACCCUCUCGCUCUGCCUUCAACAGGGAGAGGAGAACAGCAACAAACUCGUCUUCAUCUUUCUUUUGUUUUUAAACCUUUCUUUACCCCCCUUAAACUGCCAUGAAGGACUCAGUUUUUGUUCUGUUGUCAAACGAAAGGUUUGAAUCACAGAUUUAAUUUCCUCACAUUCCGUAUUGACUACAUUAAUUUUUCUUAUGUUUAUUUUAUUUGAAUGGGAAAUGGUUUAUGUACAAUGGGAGGGUUGGUUUGUGGGAAGAGCUGGUCUUCUCCAAAACAAGAAAAAAAAAAAACCACACAAACACACAAAGGUCUGUUGUGAAGCAUCUGGUUUGCACUCUGUAGUGAGAAGAAAUAAUGUAGAGCCUCUUCCUUUUGAUGUGCGUGAGCAGCUUCUUCUUUCAGACUGUAAAAUGCAUUUAAUUAUUGUAUAUUCAGACACAUGGCCGCUGCUUCCGUCCCCACAAUCCUGAAACACUACGCUGUCCCAUUAAUGCCCCAAACUCAAACUUCAGGGCUGGUUUGAUGAAGAAAAUCCCAGAAGAGUAUUUUACGUACAAUUUACAGGAAAGUUUGGUUCUUUCCAGCAAAGCCUAUGCAGAAAAACAUUUACUUCCAGAUGACAUGUCUAUGUGCUUUACACACGGCUUUAAUGUGGGACGAUUCCACCUUAGGAGGGGCUGCAGACCUGUUUGUGCUCGACUAACAACCUGUUUGAUUAGAUUGAAUGUUAAGUUGAACUCCUCUAAAUCAGAAACAAUAUCACAACACUUGUGGGAUUGUGAAGGUUUUUUUUCUUAAGGCUUGUGUGUGUGUGUAUACAGGAAAUCAAUCAUUAACUCUUUGAACUUAUAUUCUUAUCUCAUUACCUUAGAUUUAAAUUGUGCACUUAAGAUACUUGAUUGUGCAUAAUCAGGAUCAUAAUGAAUGAAACAGCGGUUUUGUUUUCCACUUAAAAAAUAAAAUAAAGGCUUCUUGUUUGUCAA
Molecule: messenger RNA, 6382 nt
Organism: Maylandia zebra (zebra mbuna)
Lineage: Eukaryota; Metazoa; Chordata; Actinopteri; Cichliformes; Cichlidae
Source: RefSeq, a predicted model, not a curated record